Messenger RNA from Candida dubliniensis CD36, 603 nucleotides. It is a transcript of the gene RPL16A, whose product is annotated as 60S ribosomal protein uL13. NCBI's taxonomy places the organism in Eukaryota, Fungi, Ascomycota, Pichiomycetes, Serinales, Debaryomycetaceae. The transcript has a single exon. Gene Ontology annotation, biological process: negative regulation of translation; translation. The record is from RefSeq and is a predicted model, not a curated record. Gene Ontology annotation, cellular component: cytosolic large ribosomal subunit; ribosome. Gene Ontology annotation, molecular function: mRNA binding; structural constituent of ribosome. The coding region runs from base 1 to 603 and encodes 200 amino acids.
AUGUCCUCAUUUGAAAAAGUUGUUGUUAUUGAUGGUAAAGGCCAUUUGUUGGGUCGUUUAGCCUCUAUUGUUUCUAAACAAAUCCUUAAUGGUCAAAAAGUUGUCGUUGUCAGAUGUGAAGAAUUGAACAUCUCUGGUGAAUUUUUCAGAAACAAAUUGAAGUACCACGACUACUUGAGAAAAGCUACUAGAUACAACAAGAAGAAGGGUCCAUUCCAUUUCAGAGCCCCAUCUAGAAUCUUAUACAAGGCCAUCAGAGGUAUGAUUCCUCACAAGACUGCUAGAGGUAAAGCAGCUUUGGAAAGAUUGAAGGUCUUUGAAGGUGUCCCACCACCAUACGACAAGAAAAAGAGAGUUGUUGUUCCUCAAGCUUUAAGAGUCUUAAGAUUAAAACCAGGUAGAAAAUACACCACUGUUGGUAAAUUGUCCUCAGCUGUUGGUUGGAAAUACGAAUCAGUUGUUGAAAAAUUAGAAGAAAAGAGAAAAGUCCAAUCUGCUGAAUACUACGCCAAGAAGAAGGCUUUGACUAAAAAAUUGAAUGCUGCCAAAGCUUCUACUGCUGAAUCCGAAGCUGCCCAAAAAUUAGCUGCUUUCGGUUACUAA